Acipenser ruthenus (sterlet) is the source of this 2284-nucleotide messenger RNA. It is a transcript of the gene pnck, whose product is annotated as pregnancy up-regulated nonubiquitous CaM kinase. Gene Ontology annotation, biological process: peptidyl-serine phosphorylation. NCBI's taxonomy places the organism in Eukaryota, Metazoa, Chordata, Actinopteri, Acipenseriformes, Acipenseridae. The record is from RefSeq and is a predicted model, not a curated record. Gene Ontology annotation, cellular component: intracellular anatomical structure. The transcript is spliced from 14 exons. The coding region runs from base 474 to 1481 and encodes 335 amino acids. Gene Ontology annotation, molecular function: ATP binding; calmodulin binding; calcium/calmodulin-dependent protein kinase activity.
GCGUAACUGCAGCCUGUCGGUCCUGUCAGAAAAAGGCUGCAGUAAAGGGGGAAGGACUUGCUGAGAGUCAGACAGGCUCAUCAGAGUGGGUCGGCAUUCUGUCGCAAGGCAGUGCAUCACUGAAGCAUGGAGCUGCAGGCUUUCUAUGAAUAGAGGGUCGCGGUGAGCCGGAGUCUAACCCAGCAUACACAGGGUGCAAGACGAGACUACACCCUGGACGGGACACCAGUCCAUCGCAGGACACACACACACACAGAGGGCAAUUUAGAGUGACCAAUCAACCUGGACAGCAUGUCUUUGGACUGUGGGAGGAAACCAGAGUACCACGUGAACAGUGCAAACUCCACGCAGACAGUACCCUAGGCUGGAUUCGAACCCAGGACCCUGGCGCUGUGAGGCGCUAACCACUGCACCACCGUGUCGCCCGCAUUAAAUCUAAAAAAAAAGGCCAGAUCCUCGCCUCGUGGGUGAAGAUGCCUCUUAUUAAAGACCGUCAGAAGAAGACAGAGGAUAUCUCUGCAGUCUACGACAUGAAGGAGAAGCUGGGGGAAGGCUCGUUCUCUGAAGUGAGGCUGGCUCAGGACCGGCGCACCCAGAAGCUUGUAGCUGUGAAGUGCAUCCAGAAGAGGGCGCUAAAGGGCAAGGAGGCCAUGCUGGAGAAUGAGAUUGCUGUCCUUCACAAAAUCAAACACGACAACAUCGUCUCCCUUGAAGAGAUCUACGAAACCCCGGCAGAGCUCUAUCUCGUGAUGACGCUGGUGACCGGAGGCGAGCUGCUGGAUCGAAUCCUGGUUCGUGGGACGUACACGGAGAAAGACGCCAGUAGUGUGGUUGGACAGGUUCUGGACGCGGUGCUCUACCUUCACAACAUGGGCAUCGUCCACAGGGACCUCAAGCCUGAGAACUUGCUGUAUGACACUGCAUUCGAAGACUCCAAAAUUGUCAUCAGUGAUUUUGGACUGUCCAAAAUGGAGGACCAGGGACUGCUGUCCACUGCAUGCGGGACACCUGCUUAUGUAGCUCCAGAGCUGUUGGAACAGAAGACUUAUGGGAAGGCGGUGGACUGCUGGGCAGUGGGAGUCAUCGCCUAUAUUCUCCUGUGUGGCUACCCGCCCUUUUACGACGAAAAUGACAUGGAGCUGUACAAGCAGAUUGUGAAGGCAGAGUAUGCAUUCGACUCGCCGUACUGGGAUGACAUCUCAGAAUCUGCCAAAGAUUUCAUUAGUCACUUGUUGCAGAAGGACCCAGAAAAGCGUUACACUUCUGAGCAGGCAUUACAGCACCCAUGGAUAUCAGGUGACACUGCCCUCGAGAAGAAUAUUCACGUCUCAGUGAGCGAACAGAUUCAGAAGAACUUCGCCAAGAGUCAGUGGAAGCGUGCUUUCAAUGCCGCAGUCAUCGUGCGUCACCUGAGUAAGAAAACGCAGUCCAGAGCUGAGGAAACACAAGAGGAGGAGAGCGGAGCAGCUAGCUCCAUCUGAAGACAUCGCCAGCCUUCAAAAAAAACGACAAAACCAUGUGAACCAGUGUUAAAUCAGUGAUGUAUAAAACUGUGUAGUAAUUGUAGAUUGACCUUUACUUCUAUUAAGAUGGUUAAUCAACGUCUGUAUUACAUGUGUCUAUGGCAGACAGUCAGAAAUGCACAGGAGCCCCUGAGAUCAACUAUCAUCGUAACAAAGAUAAGCACAGUGUUUGAGUUAUCGAUGCUUCACUCAAUUAUUACCAAGAUCAUAAGAUGUUAAGGGGGCAGCAAAAAAAGACUAUUAAAUAUUCAGCUGUUGUUUCUGUAAUCUUGAUUGGAGUCAAUAGUGUACGCUUUGAAUCAGACCUGCGGUGAAGUAUAAUUCUAAUGAAAAUGACUGAAAUUGUAAUUAGUUACAUUUACAGUACUAGUUAGUUCAAUUACAAUUGCGCUGCUGUAAAUUUCCAUUGUAACUACAGUUAUCCUAACAAAUUACUGAAAACAGCUACACACAUUUUACUGUGUUUAUUGUAAAUAACCCAAUCAAUAAUCACAGGUACAAAUACAGAAACAUACUAGAGAACAUCAAUUUAUUUCAAACAAACAGGGUCACUUAAAAGUGGUCGAAAAACACAGGAAUAAUGAUAACGCUUGGGUUGAACUGCAAGCAAUCAAUUACGUGGUAAACUAAUUUCUAAUAGCACGAUUAUAACUGUAACUGCCCCUAUUCGAUGAACAAGACAUGUUUUUAUUGAAAUGUAUUGCAAGUGCUGUAUGUGUAACUCUAUAUAAAAAUAAAACAAUACAUAAUUGAUUAACGUU